GGAGAUCAGAGGGCGCAUCCGGAAGCUGAUCCAGCAGCCGUGGCCACCUGCCCAGUUAUCAAACCACCUACGUCUGCUGAGUCUAUCCAGUGCAAAGAACCGGAUGAGGCACAUCCUGAGCUCAAGCAAAACUUCAUUUCCAAGAAUUUGAAGUCGCUGGGCUUCACCAAGAAGCAGCCUGUACUCACCAAAGAGGAAGAAGAACGUAUUUUUGCUGAAUACCACUACACAGGAGCAACAACUAAUAUUCACCCGUUGUUGUCCUCACUGAUCAAUUACACCCAUCCAGUGAAGUUCAGCGGAUUUGAUGUCGCGGAAAGUGAGUCUGAAUACUCAUUCACUUUUUCGCUUCAGAUAUUCUGGAAUGCCGGUUGUCAAAUGGUUGCCCUAAACUUCCAAACACCCGAUGUGUACAUGCAACUAAAUAUGGGCAAAUUCGAGUACAACUGUGGAUCUGGGUACCUGUUGAAACCUGAUUUCAUGCGGCGACCGGACAGAACCUUCGACCCGUUUUCUGAAUCACCUGUGGAUGGUGUGAUUGCUGCGCAUUGUAGUGUUCGAGUAAUUUCGGGGCAGUUCUUGACGGACAGGAAGGUUGGCACGUAUGUGGAAGUAGAAAUGUAUGGUUUACCAACGGAUACAAUAAGGAAGGAACAUAAGACCAAAGUCAUACCAGCGAACGGGCUCAAUCCUGUUUACAGUGAAGCUCCAUUCGUGUUCAGAAAGGCAGCUUUCUAA
Ostertagia ostertagi is the source of this 738-nucleotide messenger RNA. NCBI's taxonomy places the organism in Eukaryota, Metazoa, Nematoda, Chromadorea, Rhabditida, Trichostrongylidae. The record is from the annotation of a GenBank genome assembly.